Messenger RNA from Ficedula albicollis (Collared flycatcher), 1245 nucleotides. RefSeq names its product glial cell derived neurotrophic factor (gene GDNF). The record is from RefSeq and is a predicted model, not a curated record. The transcript is spliced from 2 exons. Gene Ontology annotation, molecular function: receptor tyrosine kinase binding; glial cell-derived neurotrophic factor receptor binding; growth factor activity. The coding region runs from base 53 to 709 and encodes 218 amino acids. Lineage: Eukaryota; Metazoa; Chordata; Aves; Passeriformes; Muscicapidae. Gene Ontology annotation, biological process: peripheral nervous system development; negative regulation of neuron apoptotic process; positive regulation of branching involved in ureteric bud morphogenesis.
CUUACCCUGCCUCUCCUUUCUGCCAGGGGCCCGUGUUGGAAGGAGAUCUAAGAUGAAGUUAUGGGAUGUUGUGGCUGUCUGCGUGGUGCUGCUCAACACGGUCUCCACCUUGCCCCUGCCCGCCGGUAAGACGCCUCCCAAGGGGUCCCCUUCAGUGGUAGAGGGACCUGAAGAUGAUCUCUCCCCCAUCAGCCUGCUGCCUCCCUAUGCUGUGCACAGUGACUCUAAUAUGCCAGAGGAUUAUCCAGAUCAGUUUGAUGAGGUAGUGGACUUUAUUCAAGCCACUAUUAAAAGACUGAGGAGGUCACCAGAUAAACAGACUCCGAUUUUUUCUAGGCGGGAGAGAAAUCGUCAAAAUGCAGCCACAAACAUAGAGAAUUCCAACAAAAAAGGAAGGAGGAAUCAAAAGGGCAAAAAUCGAGGAUGUGUCUUAACAGAAAUACAUUUAAAUGUGACCGACUUGGAUUUGGGAUAUGAAACCAAAGAAGAGCUAAUUUUCCGGUAUUGCAGUGGAUCUUGUGAUGCAGCUGAGACCACCUAUGACAAAAUUUUAAAAAACUUAACCAAAAAGAAAAAACUGGUCACUGACAAAGUGAGGCAAGCCUGUUGCAGACCCACAGCCUUUGAUGAUGACCUGUCCUUUUUGGAUGAUAACCUGGUUUACCACAUACUGAAAAAACAUUCCGCGAAAAGGUGUGGAUGUGUCUGACAACUGCAUGCCAAGGCGGCACCAGGUUUCCAUUCCUGCUACGCUGCAAAGAGAGGGACCAAGGUUCCCAGGGAAGUAUCUGCUCCAAGUGGAGGAAAAAGGACCAAGAACACAGAAUGAGGAGCCGUUGAGAGCCUGGGGAUAAGGAGGCACGCGGCGGAGUAGAAGGAUGGAGACUUCUGACGUCCUAUGGGGAUUUAGAUAAAAGCUCAGGUGGAGAUGACGAUGGAUGGAUUAUGUGCACGCUACCUUUCCUGUUUGACUCAGUCCACCAUCAGUGAGACUCAAUCCAUGAGGAAUGUGCUUAAAAACACAACCCUGCCAUACCACGCUGUCUUGUAGUUAUGCCAUGAUAUACCAGUUAUACCAAGAAGCUUAGCUAAGAAGUAGCUUAGGAGUACCUUACUAAUCCCCUGUGCCCUCAGCUCUACUGAAAGACACAUUGUGCUGCUGCUCAUUGGAGGGCAGUUCCUGAGUGCUUAGGACAACUCCUAAGUGAUAAGAUUACCCUUGUAAGUAAGAUGAUAUUGGGCAAA